AUGUCUGCUAACGGAUUCAAAGAGGUUAGUGAAAACUUAAGUCACAAAAUCCAACAAAACCCAUAUGGACCCAACCCAGCUGAUUUCUUGUCAAAUGUUGGAAAUUUUCAACUUAUUGAAAGUACAUUAAGAGAAGGUGAACAAUUUGCCAACGCAUUCUUUUCUACUGAGACCAAGAUUGAAAUAGCUAAAGCUUUGGAUGAUUUUGGGGUUGAUUAUAUUGAGUUGACAUCGCCAGUGGCUUCUGAACAAAGUAGAAGGGAUUGUGAAGCCAUUUGUAAAUUGGGAUUGAAGGCUAAAAUCUUGACUCAUAUUAGGUGUCAUAUGGAUGAUGCCAGAGUUGCCGUUGAGACUGGAGUUGAUGGAGUUGAUGUUGUUAUUGGAACUUCACAAUUCUUGAGACAGUAUAGUCACGGUAAAGAUAUGAAUUAUAUCGCUCAAAGUGCUAUUGAAGUUAUUGAAUUUGUUAAAUCAAAGGGAAUAGAGAUUCGUUUCUCCAGUGAAGAUAGUUUUAGGUCAGAUUUGGUUGACUUGUUGAACAUCUAUCGUACAGUUGAUAAAAUUGGUGUCAAUAGAGUUGGUAUUGCGGAUACUGUUGGUUGUGCCAACCCAAGACAAGUUUAUGAAUUAGUACGUACUUUGAAAUCAGUGGUGAAUUGUGACAUUGAAUGCCAUUUCCAUAAUGAUACUGGAUGUGCUAUUGCAAAUGCGUACACUGCUUUGGAAGGUGGUGCCAAAUUGAUUGAUGUUUCAGUAUUGGGUAUUGGUGAGCGUAAUGGUAUAACACCACUUGGUGGAUUAAUGGCAAGAAUGAUUGCUGCUGAUCGUGAUUAUGUCUUGUCUAAAUACAAAGUUCACAAGAUUAGAGAUUUGGAAAAUUUAGUUGCAGAAGCUGUCCAAGUCAACAUUCCAUUUAAUAACCCCAUUACUGGAUUCUGUGCUUUCACUCACAAAGCUGGUAUCCAUGCCAAGGCAAUUUUGGCUAAUCCAUCAACUUAUGAGAUUUUAAGUCCUAGUGAUUUUGGAUUAACGAGGUAUAUUCAUUUUGCCAAUAGGUUGACUGGAUGGAAUGCAAUUAAAUCAAGAGUUGAUCAAUUGAAUUUACACUUGACUGAUGCUCAAUGUAAAGAAGUUACUGAAAAGAUUAAGAAAUUGGGAGAUGUUAGACAAUUGAACAUUGAUGAUGUUGAUUCAAUUAUCAAAGAUUUCCAUUCGGACUUGUCUACUCCAUUGGUUAAACCAACAAGUAAUGGAUUGCCCAAAGUACCACAUGUAUUGGAAGGAUUAGAAGAAUCAGACGAAAAGAGAACAAAAACUGAAUAA
This is a messenger RNA of Lodderomyces parapsilosis, 1323 nucleotides long. RefSeq names its product homocitrate synthase (gene LYS21). Gene Ontology annotation, molecular function: homocitrate synthase activity. The transcript has a single exon. The coding region runs from base 1 to 1323 and encodes 440 amino acids. The record is from RefSeq and is a predicted model, not a curated record. Gene Ontology annotation, cellular component: mitochondrion. Lineage: Eukaryota; Fungi; Ascomycota; Pichiomycetes; Serinales; Debaryomycetaceae.